This is a messenger RNA of Myotis myotis, 2497 nucleotides long. RefSeq names its product ventral anterior homeobox 1 (gene VAX1). Gene Ontology annotation, biological process: neuron differentiation; central nervous system development; regulation of DNA-templated transcription. Gene Ontology annotation, molecular function: DNA-binding transcription factor activity, RNA polymerase II-specific; DNA binding. The record is from RefSeq and is a predicted model, not a curated record. The coding region runs from base 1 to 1011 and encodes 336 amino acids. The transcript has 3 exons. Lineage: Eukaryota; Metazoa; Chordata; Mammalia; Chiroptera; Vespertilionidae.
AUGUUCGGGAAACCAGACAAAAUGGACGUUCGGUGCCACUCGGACGCAGAGGCUGCCCGGGUCUCCAAGAACGCGCACAAGGAGAGCCGGGAGGGCAAGGGCGCGGAGGGGAACCUCCCCGCCGCCUUCCUCAAGGAGCCGCAGAGCGCCUUCUCGGCGUCGGGCGCGGCGGAAGAUUGCAGCAAAAGUAAAUCCAAUUCCUCAGCGGACCCGGACUAUUGCCGCCGGAUCCUGGUGCGAGAUGCCAAGGGAUCCAUCCGAGAGAUCAUCCUGCCCAAGGGCCUGGACCUGGACCGGCCCAAGAGGACGCGCACGUCCUUCACGGCGGAGCAGCUCUACCGGCUGGAGAUGGAGUUCCAGCGCUGCCAGUACGUGGUGGGCCGCGAGAGGACCGAGCUCGCCCGGCAGCUCAACCUCUCCGAGACCCAGGUGAAGGUCUGGUUCCAGAACCGGCGCACGAAGCAGAAGAAGGACCAGGGCAAGGACUCGGAGCUGCGAUCGGUGGUGUCGGAGACGGCGGCCACGUGCAGCGUGCUGCGGCUGCUGGAGCAGGGCCGCCUGCUGUCGCCGCCCGGCCUCCCCGCGCUGCUGCCGCCCUGCGCCACGGGCGCGCUCGGCUCGGCGCUGCGCGGGCCCAGCCUGCCUGCCCUGGGCGCGGGCGCGGGCGCCGCCGCGGGCUCGGCUGCCGCCGCCGCCGCCACCGCCCCCGGCCCCGCCAGCGCCGCGUCCCCGCACCCGCCGGCCGUGGGCGCGGCUCCGGGGCCUGGGCCCGCGGGGCCGGGGGGACUGCACGCGGGCGCGCCGGCCGCCGGCCACGGCCUCUUCAGCCUGCCCGUGCCCUCGCUGCUCGGCUCCGUCGCCGGCCGCCUGUCCUCCGCCCCGUUGACAAUGGCUGGGUCGCUGGCCGGGAAUUUGCAAGAACUGUCCGCGCGGUACCUGAGCUCCUCGGCCUUCGAGCCUUACUCGCGGACCAGCAAUAAAGAAGGGGCCGAGAAGAAAGCGCUGGACUGAUCGGAAGAGUUCCCCUGUAUUUAUAUUUAUAGUCUCUAUCGUGGUGAUAUUUAUGGACUCGCGCGAGUUAGGCGCCGGGGAUCCCGGCUCCCAGGAGGCCCCUGACAGCUCUGCUUCCCAACCAGGCUCUGCUACCAAUUUUAUCUCAUUUGGGCUGUUUUUUUUCCUACAUCCCUCUCCCCCCAAACUUCCUCUGAAUCCAGGAGAAUCCAAAGAAUUAGGGGAAAGGCCCGAGUUAGACAACCCGAUGCGCCAACCGGUGCUGGGCCCCGGAGGGGAAAGGCCGGUUCUGAGGCCGGAGCACAGCGCACCUGCUCCGGGUCCGGCCGCUGCCGCCCUUGAUGGUUAAAGUCUUGUGAAUAUUCGCAAGAGAAAAGCUGCACGCAGAGCCCAGGGGCUGGAAAAACUGGCAGGUCCCCUUAGACCAAAAAGGAGUCCAUUCCUCUCUCUCGCCAGAGAAGCCAGGGCUGUGGGGAGCCCCUGGUCCCCGCUUUGCGGACCUCUCCGGAGAGCCGGGCGCACGCGGCUCCGGGCUGGACAGAUCCUGCUGAGGUUUCUCGCGUUAAAGAAACUCCGAUCGCAGCCACCUCCUGGGCUCCCGGACCCCGGGGCAACACAUUUGACCUAAUCAGCAAUAAUCAGUGAUCACCACCGCAUCCAACCAGAGGAAGCGGAACCGGCUUUAAAAUGCUCAUCACGGAGUUUGGAAGGUCCAAGGAAACUCGGCGCGGAGAAUGCGCCACCGGGCAGUGCAAAUGAAAGUUCUGGGGGCUAACCUUGUACACCGCAACUGAAAAGGGAGAAGCAAACCGAAAAGCCCGUGCAGCCAGCGAAUGGAAGAAAAUUCAGCACCACCUUCUAGAGGCGGCUGGGCGGUGGCCUACAGCCGCGCGCCGCUCAGGGAGAGAGAGCGAGAGCGCGGCGCGGCUCCGUGGCGCUCCUCCGCACCGCCUCCCCACGCGUGGCUGUGGGCAGCAUUGCUGGGUUUGCAAACAAGUCAGUGCCCAGUGCCUCUCGUGUCCGCCCCACUCCUGGAUUCACAAAACUCUUCCGACACGGGGGAAACGCCUUGAUGGAUUUCAGAGCAGAAUUUUUUUGGAGGGAGAGGCGGGAGAGGCGGGCCGCAGCCUGGGACAGCAGCGCGGCCCAGUCUCCUCCGUCCGUGGCCCACGCGUCCAGAUGGGCAUCCUGUGUGGCUGGAAAGGAUUCCUCCCUUAACCCCCCAGGGUUUCCCUGGUCCCAAGUCAGAGACCUGGACCUUACCGGUGCCGCAGCAACAGGACAGUCCCCACAGCCACGGCUACCCGCAUUUUAACCAAAACCACAGACCCCAGUGUCGAGAAUGUAUUCCUCCACCGGAAGCCAGCCUAGAGCAUUUUAAAAAUAGUAAUUUUAUUGUAAAUUAUUUACGUCGGAAGCUUUGUUCCCUGUUUUUUUUUUUUUUAGGCAAAUUAUUUUUAGUGAAGAAAAUAAUGAGCGAUUCCAA